CGCAAGGGCGGCCUGGCGGCGGCGGCGGCCGCAGCGACCGGCGGCGCUGCGGCCGCCUCGCAGGCGGCGGCGCCGAGCGUCCCUGCCGGCCCCCCUGCCGCCGAAGCCAAGGCCCGGGCCGGCCAGGGCCCAGGCUCGGGGGCAGCGACUGUGGAGUUGAUACUGUCGGCGCUGACGCCCCUGGGCGUGCCGCAGGAGCCGAUGGAGGACGUCAAGGAGCAGAUCAGGCGCUGCGAGGACGUCGCGAGGUUCCUGCAGGAGCAGCGGGACUUCUGGAUGGAGCAGGCGGCGUGGUGGCACCACUUCCGCGGCACCGCGGAUUACAGCUCCCGCGGCCACGUGAUAGUG
Prorocentrum cordatum is the source of this 348-nucleotide messenger RNA. The record is from the annotation of a GenBank genome assembly. NCBI's taxonomy places the organism in Eukaryota, Dinophyceae, Prorocentrales, Prorocentraceae.